Messenger RNA from Strongylus vulgaris, 460 nucleotides. The record is from the annotation of a GenBank genome assembly. Lineage: Eukaryota; Metazoa; Nematoda; Chromadorea; Rhabditida; Strongylidae.
UUUCUUACCAGAUGAUGCCUCUUUUUCUCCUUCUUCCUCGGAGUCAUCAAAUGAGGUCAGUGGUCUAACAAACGAGGAACCUAUUGAGAGGACGCUAGAGUUGCGCUACACCAAGAUAAACUUAGCUGCAAAAGUACGAGAUGAAAAAAGUAAGUUGACUACUGUAAACCUUCGAAUCUAUCACCACUCUGCUACAGCAUUAGACGUCGAAGCAGAUACCACAGAGACUAAACUAAAUGGUAGUUUGGAGCAUGUUGCUAUGAGCCCUCCCAGUCGCACUACAUCUGCAGCGCAAGCUAACAAAUCUAAACCAAAAGAUGUGAAAUCCCCGGAAAAUCCACAAGAAUCUAAUGACUCAGAUGACGAGAUUUUUGAACAGUGUGAGUUUUGUGGUGUCGUCAAUUUCAUACAUUUUCUUGGAAGGGAUUUCUCGUAUCCAUUCCUGUCGCUUUUCCACUGA